Molecule: messenger RNA, 1275 nt
Organism: Ophidiomyces ophidiicola
Lineage: Eukaryota; Fungi; Ascomycota; Eurotiomycetes; Onygenales; Onygenaceae
Exons: 2
Coding region: 1-1275 (424 amino acids)
Biological process (GO): DNA replication
Cellular component (GO): nuclear origin of replication recognition complex
Molecular function (GO): DNA binding
Source: RefSeq, a predicted model, not a curated record
AUGAGCCUCAAGGCCACCGAGCAGGCGUUAGCAAACUUGCUGCCUGCCCUCGCCGAAGCGUUGCCCGAUGAGCUGGUUAAGCUGGCCGCAUACCUGCUGGUACAGUCAAGAAGCCAUGGGGGAAGCUUGAAGCCCGAGGAGGAGAUUGCGAGGCCUUAUGCGUGCGCUGAAAUUGCGUACAAAAGGCUGUGCAAAUCGCUCGCUCUCCCCCCAGCAAUCAGUCGCCCGCCAUGCCCUCCCCGAAUAUACAGGAAGCUAUACACAUAUCUAGACCAAGUCCUUUCAAAAUCUGCUAUUGGGCCAAAACGGCAGGAGAACACUGAAUCUCCGGUCCGAACCACCCGUGCAGCAACACGGAAUCAGAACCUGGGUGCGCCUAUUACUCCUCAAAAAACAACCGCAAAGUCUUCACGAUCUUUGCCUACGCCAACUAAACGGCCCCUAGAGAAUACAAAGGCAACGAGGCUAAAGGCCUAUAGAAAAAUCCAAGAUACUCCAUCGUGGGCGAUACCUCUCGUCCGACGUAUAUGCAAAGGCCUUGUACUGCCAAUGUCCAAGUUGGCACCUACCAUUCCUUCAGAUGCGUUUUCAACCUUCACUCCACACAUUUUUGCAGGAAUACCAAUAGUUUUGCGUUUCGCUGCAAUCGAAGUAGAUGACCCCGAGACAGAUCUGGGGUCUGAAGAGCUGGGCUUAUGCACCUUGGUUAGCAACCCAGAAUCAAAGGAUGCCAAAUACCGCGAAGCGAUUAUAACUCUUGCAAUUGCUCUGUAUUUGAUUGUGGCUAGGCGAAGGCUUGCCAUAUCAGAUGAUAGCAAUAAUACCGACUGUUUACAGUUUGGAGCCGACACCCUCAGCGACCUAAUCAGAACAGCACUACUGACUGUGGAUAUGGACUCGCGGACAUUACCGCCUUGGGUUGACCUGUGGAUUAAGCUGAUAUUCAUGCGAGGUUGGAUUGACGGAUGGUAUGAAAAUAUCCAAACAUAUGGAGAUGAAGCUGUACAUGAAGAAAUAGGCGAGGACAGCGAAGACGAAGACCAUGAUAUCAUAAGCCCUAAAAAGCGUAAAUUGAUGAAUCGGUAUACUGCAAAGCUUAGAAACAAUGCUUCACAAAACACCGAUGAGCAGAGGCUGAGGCUGCUGCCUGGAUUGGGCACAAUGAUGCAUGACCGGGUAGAUUGGCUGAGUGAGGACAGAAGGGCGGAAUCAGCGCGAUGGCGGGAGGGAAUCAUGAAAUGGAUACGUGAAAUAAAGACUGACACAGCCACUUAG